Thermochaetoides thermophila DSM 1495 is the source of this 606-nucleotide messenger RNA. RefSeq names its product proteolipid subunit-like protein. The record is from RefSeq and is a predicted model, not a curated record. Gene Ontology annotation, cellular component: proton-transporting V-type ATPase, V0 domain. Gene Ontology annotation, biological process: proton transmembrane transport. Lineage: Eukaryota; Fungi; Ascomycota; Sordariomycetes; Sordariales; Chaetomiaceae. The coding region runs from base 1 to 606 and encodes 201 amino acids. The transcript has 5 exons. Gene Ontology annotation, molecular function: proton-transporting ATPase activity, rotational mechanism.
AUGAGCUUAAAGUACGGAGCUGGUGGAAUAGCGUCGACCCUGGCGGUCGUCGGAGCUUAUAUGCUCUUUACCGGCAGUGGAGAAACCUUCAACGUCGGUGACUUUCUCGAGUCCGUCUCUCCCUAUGCCUGGGCCGACUUGGGCAUUGCGCUCUGUAUCGGUCUAUCCGUUGUAGGCGCAGCAUGGGGCAUCUUCAUCACCGGCUCGUCAAUCCUGGGCGGCGGCGUCAAGGCCCCACGUAUCCGUACCAAGAACCUUAUCUCUAUCAUCUUCUGUGAGGUCGUGGCCAUUUACGGCGUCAUCAUGGCCAUCGUAUUCUCUGCCAAGCUGAACCCCCUGCAGGGAGAGGCUGCGUACUCGGGUGACAGCUACUACACUGGCUAUGCCCUGUUCUGGGCCGGCUUGACCGUCGGCAUGUGCAAUCUCGUCUGUGGUGUCGCCGUUGGCAUCAAUGGUAGUGGUGCUGCGCUUGCCGAUGCUGCCGAUCCCACGCUGUUUGUCAAGAUCCUGGUGAUCGAGAUCUUCAGCUCCGUCCUUGGCCUCUUUGGGCUGAUCGUUGGCUUGUUGGUUUCCAACAAGGCCCCUGAGUUUGGCACAACGGUAUAA